GCUGUGGUUCCUGCAGAGGCUGGAGCACCCCGUCAGAGUAACGCGGGGGCAGCAGUCGCACCAGGGGGGAACCUGCACCCGCACACACUUCCCCCCGGAGAUCCUGAGGAAAGAUGACUUUCUACGAUGGCAUUUACCCAUUCUACCCCCUACAAAGAACCUCCUUUAUCUUCAGCACCCACCUCCUCACCAUUAUCCUGGUCUUCCUGGUCCUCAUGGUCAGCUUCCUUCUUAUUCUGCCAGGUAUCAGAGGCAAGUCGAGACUAUUCUGGAUGUUCAGAAUCAUCAUCAGUUUAUUCAUAGGCAUUGUGAUAGUGGCACUGAAUUUCACCAGCGACUGGGCUGAGGCCCGAGCCACCACCAACACCACCUACAAGUCCUUCAGCAGUGAGGAGGUGAACGCUGAAGUGGGACUGCACAUAGGACUGUAUGGUAUUAACAUUACUUUAAAAGGGAAUCCUGUGAAUCAACUCAACGAGACCAUCAACUACAACGAGAUGUUUGCGUGGAAAGACACCAUCGAUGAGGAGUACGGGAACGCCUUAGAGAGAGGUCUACCUAACCCCAUCCUCUAUAUCGCUGAGAAGUUUACCCUCAACAACCCCUGUGGCCUCAUCUACCAGUAUAGAUACUCUGGGCGUUAUGCCUCGGCCACCCUCUGGACAGCGUUCUGCUGCUGGCUGGUAGCCAACGUGCUGUUCUCCAUGCCUGUCAUCCUGUACGCCGGCUACAUGAUGGUGGCCACCGCCGCUUUCAUCUUCUUCUCCGUGGCCUCCUUCUCCACCAUCAUGAACCUGCCUACCUGUCUGUUCACCAUAGGCACCUCUGGGGCCUUCCAGACAGAGUACAGCGGUUCUUUCUGGCUGGCACUGGCCACAGGUGUGCUGUGUUUAAUCAUUGGAGUCCUGGUGGUUCUGCUGGACUGUCUGAUCCCUGGGAAGAUACGAGACGCCUUCAGUGUCGGGGUGGACAACGACGAAGAUGAGGAUGUUUAUUUUGGAGAGGGAUACCUGAACUCCAACUUCCUGGCAGGAGUAACCACCACACCUUUGACAACCUUAGUGCUUCCUACAGAUGAAAUUCGGAAAGUCAGCCGCCAACCAUCACUCCAGGAGCUGUCAGUCAGACUCUAACAGAGUCGGAUUUAUAACCUCCUAUCCCCUGCUUGAAAUGUCUCCACCCGCGCUAUCGAAUCGCUAGCUUUUUGGCAGCGUAGUUGGCUAAGACGUUGUCAAGUGUGUUUGCGGGGCAGAGGUCCCAGGUUCUAGGCGUGAGCUGGAUGGGGAGGAAGUGGUAUGGCUAAGCUAACACGGUGAUGGAGGAAGUGGUAUGGCUACGCUAGCAUGGUGUUGGAGGAAGUGGUAUGGCUACGCUAGCACGGUGAGGAAGUGGUAUGGCUAAGCUAGCAUGGUGUUGGAGGAAGUGGUAUGGCUACGCUAGCACGGUGAGGAAGUGGUAUGGCUAAGCUAGCACAGUGAGGAAGUGGUAUGGCUAAGCUGGCACAGUGAGGAAGUGGUAUGGCUAAGCUGGCACAGUGAGGGAGGAAGUGGUAUGGCUAAGCUAGCACAGUGAGGAAGUGGUAUGGCUAAGCUAGCACAGUGAGGAAGUGGUAUGGCUAAGCUAGCACAGUGAGGAAGUGGUAUGGCUAAGCUGGCACAGUGAGGGAGGAAGUGGUAUGGCUAAGCUAGCACAGUGAGGAAGUGGUAUGGCUAAGCUAGCACAGUGAGGAAGUGGUAUGGCUAAGCUAGCACGGUGAGGGAGGAAGUGAUAUGGCUAAGCUAGCACUAUCACAAGCACAGUGACAUCUGUGUCGGUCACGCCAAACAAUAUUCUCUCAACUUGAAAAUCAAUUAUCAUUGCAGUUACCAAGAAAAAUGUGUUUAACUUUGUGAAUUAGUUGUGAAUAUCUCUGGGAGCCCUUUAAACCUACUGUACAAUAUAUUUAGUUAUGUAAAUCAUGUAUAUACGUAUAACGUGUUCUACUCUGUCAAUGCCAUAAUAUGUACUGUAUAUGUGUUGUAUCUGUGCCAUUUUUCAUGUUCCAAUAGCGUAACAAAAAUUAAACAAACGUGUGUGAGAUUCACAUACUUUUAAUGGACAU
This is a messenger RNA of Oncorhynchus nerka (sockeye salmon), 2101 nucleotides long. Its product is annotated as dual oxidase maturation factor 2-like. The record is from RefSeq and is a predicted model, not a curated record. The coding region runs from base 114 to 1133 and encodes 339 amino acids. The transcript has 8 exons. Lineage: Eukaryota; Metazoa; Chordata; Actinopteri; Salmoniformes; Salmonidae. Gene Ontology annotation, biological process: protein transport. Gene Ontology annotation, cellular component: endoplasmic reticulum membrane.